Messenger RNA from Zea mays, 2653 nucleotides. RefSeq names its product histone-lysine N-methyltransferase, H3 lysine-9 specific SUVH1. Bases 57 to 2156 code for a protein of 699 amino acids. Gene Ontology annotation, cellular component: nucleus. The transcript is spliced from 3 exons. Lineage: Eukaryota; Viridiplantae; Streptophyta; Magnoliopsida; Poales; Poaceae. The record is from RefSeq and is a predicted model, not a curated record. Gene Ontology annotation, molecular function: zinc ion binding; double-stranded DNA binding; histone methyltransferase activity.
UUUCCUCAGGCUCGGCUCUGCUUGCUCCGACGACACCCUCAAGGAGUUCGCCGGCCAUGGAGACGACCUCGCAGGACGAAUCAGAAAGUGACGAGCAAGAUCAGCCGUUGGAGGCGAAGCCGCUGCGGUCACUAGCACCGAUGCUGCCGCUGCCUAUGAAAUAUGACGUGGCAACUCAAUCAACCGACCCGAUGCUAGUUUUCGUCACGCCAUUCAGGCCCUGCACGUCGCCAGAACCGUCUGCAGCUCGUCAGCCCUUACCAAAGUCACCAGCUCCUCUCAGGGCUACUCCAGUUUCAGCUGCAUUUCCCAUGCCACGACCCGGCGCCGGAGGUGAUCCUCUCGAGGCGACUCCAGUCUCAGCAGCGGCGCCGGCGUUUCGCAUGCCACGGCGCGAAGAUGAAUCAUCGGAAGAAGAAUACAAUCCCUUCUUUUGUGGUCGGAAAAAACCAACCCGGCUGAAGACAGCAGGCAAGAGGACUCAUCAGCAGGCUGAGUGCUCCAAUGCACGUGACAUGAAGCGCAGGCCAACACAGACAAGCCUCAGUCUCAACAAGGAGCUCGCCACCUUUACCCCAUCCUCGUCAAGCGACCCAACUGAAUCUGUCCAAGAGACACUGACGAUGUUUGACUCGCUCCGGCGCCGCAUACUCCAACUGGACGAAAACAGAGAGGACGCAGCAGGCAAGCGUGCGGACUUGAAGGCCGGAAGUCUCAUGAUGCAGAACGGCCUGAGGAUCAACAACCUCAAGACCGUAGGACCCGUACCCGGCGUCGAGGUCGGAGACAUCUUCUUCUUCAGGAUGGAGAUGUGCGUUGUCGGUCUACACGCGCCCGCCAUGGCCGGAAUCGACUACGUCUCCGCUAGGCGUGGCGGAAGCGGAACCGACGAGGUUGUGGCGGUCAGCGUCGUCUCGUCCGGCGGCUACGAGAACGACGACACCGACUCGGACGUCCUGGUGUACACGGGCCAGGGAGGCAGUAGCCGGCGGCGCAAGGACAAGCACGACCAGAGGCUUGAACGCGGCAACCUUGCUCUCAUGAACAGCAUGGAGAGGAGGAGCGUGGUCAGGGUCGUGCGCGGCGCGCAGGACCCGUUCUGCCGCUCGAGCAAGAUCUACGUCUACGACGGGCUGUACCGGGUGGAAGGGUCCUGGACGGAGAGGGCGAGGGAUGGGUUCAGCGUCUUCAAGUACAAGCUGAGAAGGGAGCCGGGGCAGCGGGACGGGAUCUCGGUCUGGAAGAUGGCUGAGAGGUGGAGAGCAGAUCCUGUGACGAGAAGCCAUGUCGUAAGCGCAGACAUGUCGUCGAGCGCCGAGAAGCUCCCCGUGUGCCUUGUCAAUGACGCAGACGACGACGACGAGCAGAGAGUGCCAGGGCGCUUCAAUUACGUCACCGGGGUGGAGUAUGAGUAUCCAAGGCCGCUCGGCAAGACGAAGCCAUGCAAGUGCCCCAGCGUGUGCCUGCCCAGCGACGACCCUGACUGCUCGUGCGCACGGCUGAACAGCGGGCACCUUCCGUACACGGCCUGCGGGCUGCUCGUGAAGCGCGUUCCGGUGCUCUACGAGUGCGGCCCCGAGUGCCGGUGCUCAGGAAACUGCCGAAACAGGGUCGCGCAGAAAGGCGUUCGUCUCAGGUUCGAGGUCUUCUGGACCGGGGACGCCUGCGGGUGGGGCGUCCGGUCCUGGGACCCCAUCCGCGCCGGCGCAUUCGUCUGCGAGUACGCUGGGCAAGCCGUCGAUGUGAGCACGGGUGGCGAGGAGGAUGAGUAUGCCUUCUGCGCCAGCGGCGAGGGUUGGAGGUGGUGGAACCUGGGAGCGGGGUUGGUUGAGGAAGCAAGCGACGGUGACGCAGCAGAGAACCUGGAGGAGAGGCUGCCUGUUAUGAUAAGCGCGAGAAGGUCAGGCAACGUGGCUCGCUUUCUGAACCAUAGCUGCUCGCCGAACCUGCUUUGGCAGCCCGUGCGGUACGGCGAUGGGGGAUACCCGCAUGUCAUGUUCUUCGCGAUGAGGCAUGUUCCUCCCAUGGCUCAACUGACCUAUGAUUAUGGUACUACGAGAGGAGCUGCUCCUCCUGGUUUUCAGGGGAAAUUUCCGAACGCUUGCAGACUCAAGCCAUGCUUCUGUGGCUCCACCAGUUGCCGAGGUUCUUUCUGACGAAAGGAACCAUGGUGUAGUAAAGCAGGUUCUGGUGUUCCCUUUGUAUAUAUAAAAGCAUGCCAUGGCGGGUGUGGUAAGGGGAAUCACCAGUCUGUUCUGGGACGAUCGUUGCUGGCAACGAGGGAGGGGAGGAAGGUAGUAGAAUGAAGUCUUUGUAAGCAUGGCGUGGACCUCUAGUAGUUCACGAACAACCAGACUAUGUAAUGCAAUGCCAGUGUGCAAUGUGACAUGUAAGUCUUUGGAUGUCGGCAGGAUCUCAACAAUGUUUAUAUCACCAUGCAUGUUCGUAUGACAGUUUACGUGUUCACCAGUUUGCUCGGAGAUGAGAUGGUGAUUAGGCUGCACUUUUUGGCUGGCUGAGAGAAUUCUCAAUAAGCUACACAAGGUUUGAAGAUUGUUUUAUCACAUUUGUGCAACUGUUUGCAAAACAUUAAACAUUGUCAUCUUCGAGAGAGAUGUAGCUUUGCUGCGCCGAAAUAUGUAUAUCUUUAUUA